Molecule: messenger RNA, 588 nt
Organism: Pestalotiopsis fici W106-1
Lineage: Eukaryota; Fungi; Ascomycota; Sordariomycetes; Amphisphaeriales; Sporocadaceae
Exons: 2
Coding region: 1-588 (195 amino acids)
Biological process (GO): formation of translation preinitiation complex
Molecular function (GO): RNA binding
Source: RefSeq, a predicted model, not a curated record
AUGUUCAAGAAAGAACUACCCACGGCGCCCAAGUCGAAGCUCAAGUCCUCAGUCCAGCGCAACUUGCGCCAGAGUCUGUUGACAACCUACCCGCUCUUGAAUGCCUACAUUGAUGAGAUCCUGCCCAAGAAGGGCUCGCUGGAGGCCAUGAAGCUGCCCGACCGCGCCACCCUCUACGUUCUCGACGGUGAGCCCCUCUUCUUCCAGGUCGACACCAACACACUGCUCCCCCACCUCAAGCUGGUGCACCGCUUCCCCGCCGGCUUCCCGUCGAUACGCAUCGACCGCGGCGCCAUUCGCUUCGUGCUGUCCGGCGCCACGCUCAUGGCCCCUGGCCUGACGAGCCCUGGCGGCCGCCUGCCCAGCGGCAAGGGCGGCGAGCCCGAGGGAUUGGACGAAGAGGACCGGUGGAGCCGAGAGCUGGAAAAGGGCGAGCCCGUUGUUGUCAGGGCCGAGGGCAAGACGGAGGCUUGCGCUAUUGGCUUUUUGGUCGAGGGAACCAAGGCCGUGAAAGAAAAGGGCAAGGGCCCCGUCAUUGAGGACGCACACUACCUUGGCGAUGGCCUCUGGAGGUUGGGAACGGACUGA